Molecule: messenger RNA, 2331 nt
Organism: Ceratina calcarata
Lineage: Eukaryota; Metazoa; Arthropoda; Insecta; Hymenoptera; Apidae
Product: transmembrane and TPR repeat-containing protein 4
Exons: 10
Coding region: 166-2313 (715 amino acids)
Biological process (GO): endoplasmic reticulum unfolded protein response; protein O-linked glycosylation via mannose
Cellular component (GO): endoplasmic reticulum
Molecular function (GO): mannosyltransferase activity; protein binding
Source: RefSeq, a predicted model, not a curated record
CUAAUUCGAUUUUUGCAUGCGUGUAUGUCGGGAAUCGUUUUGAUACUGGCGUACCGGCGCACACCAGCGCAGGAUUUGUAUGGGAAUCACGAAAUGUCAGAACUGUUCAGAACUUUCAUUUCCUCUCUGAGAUAAUCAUGAAUAGUGAAUAGAAAAACAAACAGUAUGUCUGGAAAAGCGAAUGUAUCAUUGCCAGAUGUGCCAUUUCCACUUGCUGUGUUUACCAUUUUCACCCUGUCUCUGUGCUUCGCUAACAGCUACAAUGGUCAAUUUGUGUUCGAUGAUUCUGAAGCUAUUAUCCAUAACGACGACGUACAAACCAGCCCCUUGAUGGACAUAUUUAAAAAUGAUUUCUGGGGCACGAGAUUGACGUACAAGCAAAGUCACAAAUCAUACAGACCAUUUACAAUCUUGUCCUUCAGAUUACACUAUUGGAUUCGAGGAAGUCUGGUGGCACAAGACUUUCACAUAGUAAACAUAAUUCUCCAUACUAUCAUUUGUAUAUUAAUGUUACCAGUACUUAAUAUUCUCUUGGGAUUCGAACGAAAGAACAUUGCAUUCUAUACUGUGGCAUUGUUCAGCGUACAUCCAGUACAUACAGAAGCUGUUUCAGGAAUUGUAGGAAGAGCAGAAUUGUUGUGUGCAUUAUUCAUGUGGAUAUCUAUUAUGUUAUAUUAUUAUUCAAUUUACGCGAGAAGACUGAUAAACAGAUGGCUCAGUAUGUGCGGUUGCGUUAUCUUCAUUGCAAUUGCAAUGCUCUCCAAAGAAAUUGGAAUUACUGCAGUGGGGAUCUGCUGUAUAUACGAUAUAACAAUAGUAAAUAAAUUGUUUCCGUAUGAUGUAGUUUCUAUCAUAAAAGUCAAACCAUCAUACAAGCAGAUAGAAAACUUUAUCAGGCAAAGAAAAAAAUUGAUAGUCCGACUCUUUAUACUUCUUGCAUCUGGCUUAAUACUCAUGGUUUCAAGAUUCAGUGUAAUGGACUUCAAAGCCCCGAGUUUUCAGUCUGUGGAUAAUCCAGCAUCAUUUAUGAACAAUACAUUCUUACGUGCGAUAAAUUACAGCUACGUUUAUUGUUUAAAUCUGUGGCUAUUAAUAUGCCCUGAGUGGCUGUGUUUCGAUUGGUCAAUGGGCUGCAUUCCUUUAAUCAAUUUUAACGAUCAAAGGAUAUUCUUUGUUCUCUUGUUUUGGGUAAUACUCAGUGUUACCAUUGUGUAUAUUCUUAGUCCUCGUCAAGACAAAUAUUUAAGGCACUCGAUUAUGGGGCUUGCAAUGCUCAUUAUUCCGUUUCUACCAGCCAGCAACAUUUUUUUCAACGUUGGCUUCGUGCUGGCAGAGAGAACAUUAUACAUUCCCUCUGCCGGUUACUGCCUCUUAGUUAUCAUAGGCCUGGAGAAACUUUGUAAUCGAAUUCCCAUGCAACAUUUAUUGCUGGCUUACAUAGCUUUAAUUACGUUGUUCUUCACGAGAUCCUGGAUAAGAAGCGAACAAUGGAAGACUGAAACUACUUUGUACAGAUCUGCGUUGCCCGUUUGCCCGCUGAAUGCCAAGGUGCAUUACAACAUAGCGAAAAACGCCGCUGACUCUGGGAACUCUACUCUGGCGCAAUAUGAAUACAAGGAAGCUUUAAGAUUAAACCCUACGUACGCUCAAGCUAUGAACAAUCUCGGAAACUUACUGAAAGAUCAGGGCAAGCAUUUAGAAGCAGAGAGUUUGUUCAAACGCGCUAUCGAGUUACAGGAAGACUUUGCUACGGCAUGGAUGAAUUUAGGUAUCGUUCUGUCGGCGUUAAGGAAGUACGAAGAAUCGGAGAAGAGUUAUUUAACUGCGCUUUCUCACAGAAACAAAUAUCCCGACUGCUUUUAUAAUUUAGGAGUCCUGUAUUUGGAGAUGAAAAAUUAUGAUAAAGCGUUAAGAGCUUGGGAAUCGGCUACUAAGCAAAGGAGCACGCACAGAAGAGCAUGGACCAACAUGAUACUGCUUCUCGACGAUUUAGGUAUGCGUGAAGAGGCGUUGGAGAAAGCAAAACAAGCUUUGCAAUUCUUACCGGGCGAUGCCUCUAUUCAUUUUAACAUCGCAAACAUAUUAGGGAAAGUUGGGAACUUCAUGGAAGCGGAGAUGCAUUUUAAAAACGCGAUAUUGAAGAACCCAGGGGAUCCUAUGUUCUAUACGAAUCUAGGUGUCUUGUAUCACAGAUGGAAUAAAUUAAACGAAGCAGAAACUAUGUACAAGAAAGCAUUGGAAAUCAAACCGGAGCUAAACAGCGCGAAGGAAAAUCUGAGAAAAUUGAAUUCUUUGAGAUCCGUAAUAAAGUAAUUUCAUUUUUAAUUCAAA